AGCUACUUCUCCAGGGUGCAGCUCAGUUUCCCCAUCCUUUACAUUUUUUAAUGAAGAGUUUUAUUGUGUGUGUGGGGGGGGGAUACACCUGUGGAGGUCACAGACUUUGUGGGUGUCUGCCAUGUGGAUUUUCUUUUGGCAAGCUCUCUUACUCCCUGAACUAUUUCUCUGGUCCUUUUCCAUCCUUUAGUGUGUGUCCGUCCGUCCGCGCAGGUGCGUGUCACUGUGGUCACUAUAGUAGGGAGGAUCAGGGAUCAAAUUCCAGAUUCUUCACUGCUUUCGUGUCAGUCAGUCUCACCUUUACCUCACCUGAAAGGUAGGUAAAGGGCUAUUAUUGAUCCAGACGAUACCCCAGGUGUCACUGGGUUGAGAUAAAGGUGCCUGCGGAUGGGGAUGCUCAGUACUGCCCCCACUCCUACCCGGAAGACCCAGGCGCCAAUGAGACUAGGUUCGCAAGCAAAGCCUCCUCCUCCUGAUGCUUAGGUCGCUUAGCAACGAAGGACCGGCUAGAAAGGAGCUGUGCUAACCCUCCACAGGCAGGCUCGGGUAAGAAACCCUCUCUGUCCCCCACCCCCUUCCUCUUUCCCGAUGGUUCUCCCACCGGCCUCCAGCAGGUCACUGCUAUUGCCUCGCCCUCGCAAUUCCCAACCCCUGCCCGGUGGUGGGGAAAACUUGGCAACAGUUGCUAAGGCGCCGGCCCCGCCUCCGGUCGGGAGUAUGGACGUCACUUCCGCCGGUGACCCUUUCCUGACCCUGCUCCCCUUUGCUGUCAAGGGAUUCGAGCAACCCCGUAGAGCAGGUGCACGACGCCAGCUCCCUUCUGGGGUGGGGGCGGCGGCCCGGGGGCUACCAUGGCCCCCAACCACCUGUCAGUGCGGGAGAUGAGGGAAGAUGAGAAGCCCCUGGUGCUGGAGAUACUGAAGGCUGGUGUAAAAGACACGGAAAACCGUGUGGCCCUCCACGCUCUGACACGUCCGCCAGCCCUUCUCCUCCUGGCUGCAGCCAGCAGCGGCUUGCGCUUCGUCCUGGCCUCCUUUGCCCUGGCCCUCCUGCUGCCGGUGUUUCUGGCGGUGGCUGCCCUGAAGCUGGGCCUGCGAGCCCGAUGGGGCUCUCUGCCUCCGCCAGGCGGCCUGGGGGGACCCUGGGUGGCUGUCCGCGGCUCCGGCGAUGUGUGUGGGGUCCUGGCUCUGGCCCCUGGUGCUAAUGUGAGGGACGGAGCCCGAGUCACCCGCCUCUCUGUCUCUCGGUGGCACCGUCGCAGGGGCGUAGGCAGGAGACUGCUGGCCUUUGCUGAGUCCCGAGCUCGAGCCUGGGCUGGGAGUGAUGGGGAGCCUCGGGCCCGGCUCGUGGUCCCAGUGGCUGUGGCCGCUUGGGGGGUGGCAGGGUUAUUGGAGGCCUGUGGUUACCAGGCAGAGGGAGGUUGGGGCUGCAUGGGCUAUAUGCUGGUUAGAGAAUUCAGCAAGGAUCUGUGAUUAUAGACCAUGCCCUCUGGGGAGAUGGGCGUGAAACCAGCACCAAAAGAGCACCUACUGUGUGCCAGGCACUUUCCAUCCCCUCCCUCAGUGGAGUACCGAGGUUGCUGGAUGCACAUGCCCCGCAGUGGACCUGCCAGGUGUAGUAGGGUCUCUUCUUGGUAGACCCCAGGGACUGCUAGCGGUCACCCUGUCCACUCUUUGCCCCCUAGUCUGUAUACACUGAAAAAAAAAACAAACAAACAAACAAACCUCUGGUUCUACAAAACCCCUGUUGUGUGUGUUUUAGGUCUCGAUGGGUAUUUGGGGAGAGUGAGAGGCAGAGUUAAGAGUCUGUGACAGGGAACCCCCAAAGGGGGCAGAUCUUCUGGAAUGGGUGGGGCUGGGAGCACCGAAUUUCCAAGCCCAUCUGUUUUUUUACAGUUUGUUAAUAAAGCCUGAGACUUCUGAG
Molecule: messenger RNA, 1923 nt
Organism: Myodes glareolus (Bank vole)
Lineage: Eukaryota; Metazoa; Chordata; Mammalia; Rodentia; Cricetidae
Source: RefSeq, a predicted model, not a curated record